UUUAGCUAUUUCUAUAUUUUUACCAAAUAAAGGAGGUUUAAGUCCGCCGGGAGAAAAAUCCUCCGCAUCGGAAUGUCUCAGAGAGGAUUGCUCCGUUUUCUGUAGAUCGCUUUGGGAUCUUCUCGAUUUCUCCGUCGAUUGAUGCUGCAGUCUUUCACUGUUUCAAUCGCUGCUGUUUUUAUAAAAUUUUGGGGGAAAAUGGCAAGGAGUAGAUCCUCCAUCAGCAAAUGGAGGUUUCUAAAUCCGGCUUAUUAUCUGAAGCGGCCGAAGCGUUUGGCAUCGCUUUUGAUUUUGUUCGUCUGCGCGACUUUAGUUGUGUGGGAUCGGCAGACUUUGGUGCACGAGCAUGAGGAAGAGGUGUCUAAAUUGAACAAUGAAGUCACUCGGCUGCAUAAUAUGCUCGAAGAAUUAAAGACUGGGCAUAGUGGUGUGGGGACUGAAAAUGUGAUUGAACAAAGCAAUGAAAAAAUGAAAGUAGAUGUUUCUGAAGAUCCGAUCGACAUUGAACGAAGAGGGAAAGUUAAAGAUGCUAUGAUUCAUGCGUGGAGUUCCUAUGAAAAGUAUGCUUGGGGCCAUGAUGAACUCCAGCCUCAAACAAAGAAUGGUGUUGAUAGCUUCGGUGGUCUUGGAGCAACUCUAGUUGAUGCUCUCGACACACUAUACAUAAUGGGAUUAGAUGAGCAGUUCCAAAAGGCUAGAGAGUGGGUUGCAGAGUCCCUGGAUUUUAACAAGAAUUAUGAAGCUAGUGUCUUUGAGACAACCAUAAGAGUCGUUGGUGGACUUCUCAGUGCAUAUGAUCUGUCUGGAGAUAAACUUUUCCUUGAGAAAGCAAAGGAUAUUGCUGACAGGCUACUGCCUGCUUGGGAUACUCCUUCUGGCAUCCCUUUUAAUAUUAUUAACUUGGCCAAUGGAAAUCCACAUAAUCCUGGGUGGACAGGGGGUGACAGCAUUUUGGCUGAUUCUGGCACUGAGCAGCUGGAAUUUAUUGCUCUUUCUCAGAGGACUGGGGAUCCCAAGUAUCAGCAGAAGGUGGAAAAUGUCAUUACAGAGCUAAAUAAAACCUUUCCUGAUGAUGGUUUGCUUCCCAUAUAUAUCAAUCCACACAAAGGAUCUAGAUCGUAUUCAACCAUAACUUUUGGAGCCAUGGGGGACAGCUUUUAUGAAUACUUACUCAAGGUCUGGAUACAAGGAAAUAAGACCAGCCCAGUCAAGCAUUACAGGGAAAUGUGGGAGACAUCAAUGAUUGGUCUUGAAAGCUUGGUGCGGAAAACAACCCCGUCUUCUUUUACUUAUCUCUGUGAGAAGAUUGGAACUUCUUUAAUUGAUAAGAUGGAUGAACUAGCAUGUUUUGCACCAGGCAUGAUAGCAUUGGGCUCUUCAGGUUAUGCUCCUGAUGAAGCCAAGAAAUUUUUAUCUCUGGCUGAGGAGCUAGCUUGGACCUGCUAUAACUUCUACCAGUCUACCCCGACGAAAUUGGCUGGGGAAAACUACUUUUUCAAUUCAGGGCAGGAUAUGAGUGUUGGAACAUCAUGGAACAUAUUAAGGCCAGAGACAGUUGAGUCACUCUUCUACCUCUGGCGUCUGACUGGAAAUAAGACAUACCAAGAGUGGGGAUGGAAUAUAUUUCAAGCAUUUGAGAAAAACUCCCGCACAGACUCUGGAUACGUUGGAUUAAAGGAUGUUAACACCGGUGUAAAAGAUAACAUGAUGCAAAGCUUUUUCCUAGCAGAGACGCUGAAGUAUCUGUACCUUCUCUUCUCACCUUCCUCAGUCAUUUCACUUGACGAAUGGGUUUUCAACACAGAAGCACACCCUAUAAGGAUUGUAACCCGGCAUGACCAUACAGAGGGUAAGUUGGGAGUGUCCAAUGGUGACCAUCUAGAAACCCGGUCCCGUGCCAGGAGAGAAGGCCGUUUUCAUGGCAAUUAGGUGACCUUAGAUGUAUUUCACUGCAUGUCAUAUGCUAUUGCUUAGGAGGCCAUAGCAACUAGACGUAUCGAGGAGCAUCAAGAGACAUCGAGGUGAAGAAUAACAAGCUCAUAGAGAUUUCUCUGUGCAUUGCCUGGCCUCAUAGUAGAAUAGCUUUUACUUUGUAACAUAGAAUGGUAGACGAUGUUGUUGAUUUAUGACACCUUUUUGUAUGUUAGAGAUUCACACAAAUCUUGUCAAGUGGUGUAUUUUGGAGAUGGGCAUAUACUUCACGUAUUUUCAUUGCUUGAAGUUGAGUUUUUUCUACUUCA
This is a messenger RNA of Salvia hispanica, 2240 nucleotides long. RefSeq names its product alpha-mannosidase 1 (gene MNS1). The record is from RefSeq and is a predicted model, not a curated record. Gene Ontology annotation, molecular function: mannosyl-oligosaccharide 1,2-alpha-mannosidase activity; calcium ion binding. Gene Ontology annotation, cellular component: Golgi membrane; endoplasmic reticulum. Gene Ontology annotation, biological process: mannose trimming involved in glycoprotein ERAD pathway; carbohydrate metabolic process. Lineage: Eukaryota; Viridiplantae; Streptophyta; Magnoliopsida; Lamiales; Lamiaceae.